Molecule: messenger RNA, 2788 nt
Organism: Hypoxylon trugodes
Lineage: Eukaryota; Fungi; Ascomycota; Sordariomycetes; Xylariales; Hypoxylaceae
Product: DUF1750-domain-containing protein
Exons: 3
Coding region: 178-2337 (719 amino acids)
Biological process (GO): chromatin remodeling
Source: RefSeq, a predicted model, not a curated record
AAUUUCUAAACUUUCGGCGCGAGCCUCGUCACUACAAAUCGCCCGCUGUCCAUGCGCCGUGCGAUUGAAUCCGCCUAUCGAGUAAUCCAUAGAGAUACAAUCGAUCGAUCACAUGCCCAUUUAUUUUUAAUUGAGUACGGCGAUUGCGAUAAUUAGUUUUCAUUUCCUCAAUUCACAAUGUCGUUGGGAGAUCCUAGUUAUGGGAUCCAUAGGGACUUGCUCCCGCAUGUCCAUCUCAUUUCAACCUAUCGACAUCCUAUGAAAGCCCGAGUGGAGCCUGUUGAGGUAACCGGCUGGUUGAUGCAAGCUCCCAAAAUCGCCCGCGACACCGCACCUUUCUUCUGGACCUAUCUCGAGCGUCCCGAGAAUGGUAAUAUCUUUUUAACGUGGCAGCCGUUGCAGCAAAUGGGUGUGAACUUUGCCAGCGAUGGUUAUGUCUGGCCUCCUCAGGAGCAAUACCUACAGCAGGAAGUAGGCAAUGGCGUGGUCCUGGAAAUGUACUACCAUAAAGCUGGUUUUGCCAUAGGAGAGCCGCUCGCACUGCACUCUAGACGUCGUUUCCGUCUUAUCCCUCCGAGUGUCCACACCCCGAAUGCUCCCCAAGUUGAUCCUGGUUUAUGGAUAGUUCACUACGGUCCCAUUGAGAAUAACGAGCGCAUACCUCAGCAAGUUAUCCCGCGAGACCCUCGAAGCAAUUCCAUUAUGGAGACGCGUGCUUAUCUUCAACGCUGCGGACAAAUCCAACGCAAGGAAUUUAUCCUCAGCGACCGACCCAAUUGGCCACAAAUCGGUUGGCCUCGAGAAGCUUCACGACCGCAACCGAUGUUCGCUCCCCAACGUGGAGUUCCCCAAGCAAUGGCAUAUCCCCCUCACCCUCCCACCGCCGGUGGACCACCGUCGAAACGCGCCCGGACUGGCCAGGCUGCACAGGGUCAAGUACCUCCUACUAUGGCUGCUAUUCCCCCGCCCGACAGCGCUUAUGACGAUGAGGAAGACACCUCUCGCGGCGACAUGUUUGAUCACCUGACCCCUCGAGAAGUCAGUCUGGCUCGAUAUCGACAGAACCACGAAUGGAUGGAAGAGAUACUUUCUUCUCCGUACCGGAUGGGCCAGAUUGGUUUUUCUGACCUUGGUCUUGGCCUUAAAGGCGAACUUUCAUCUCUAACUGAGGGAAUAUUCGAGGCUUACAGCUAUGAAUCUGCUGAAGAAGUGCCCUCGAAGACUACUACCACUAAAAUCGACCCCGAUCAAGCCGCCGAGUUUCGCAAGCGAGUAAACGACCGACUUAGUUCUACGCAGGCGGAGAUUGAGAAGAUGAAAGCAGAUCACGCUAAGAAAUUAGCGAAGUUUAAGCAAAAUUCUCUUCUAACUACUACCGAGAGAGAGUUACGACUAGCCCUGGAUGAGCCAGGUGUCGAUGCAUUACAACUUGAGGGCAAGGUAGAGGAGAGUGAAGACGGUGCAAACCGCUGGCCUUCACGACACAAUAAGAAGGUUGACGAUAUUGUCUCACAGGUUGAAGCGCACCUAGGUCGCCGAGCAGAGGUUAUCUACGAAUUACGACGAAUACAGGAUGGUGGUUAUCAAGAGCCAGCCCUAGAGCCGGCUCCUCAGCCCGCCUUGGGACCGGGAUCGACUACCGGCGGACCCCAGACUGGCAGCGCGAAUGGAAGUGCGGCGAUGUCUCGACAGCCGUCACACACGGGAUCUCAGAACAGCGCAUUCAUGAUGGAUUCCGAUAUUGAUAUGGGCGGAACUGCAGCUGGACUUCUUGAUCAAAUGCACACAGGAACAGGUGCAUCCUCUACUGGCACCCCGGUGAACAAUUUCCCGACACCUCAAGGUCAACCUUCGGCCGUUCAUUCCAGCGUUGCGACACCCGCUGGUUUAAAUAUUCCUUCUCCACGUCAGCCUCCCCAGAGAGACGAGACGGGUGAUGUGAAGAUGGAUGGCACGAGUGCUGCUGAACCGCCGGCUGCGACUGCUCCUGAUCAAGGAACAGGGAGUGGAGAUUGGGUCGUCGUUCCCAAAGGUGGUGCUGUUCCGGACGGACCUCCGAACCCAACGUCCGAUAAUAACCCUCCCAAACCAGCAGAUACUCUAAGCAAACAAGCUUCUGCUACAGGAACUCCUUCGGCGGGAUUUGAGGGCGACCAGAACGACUUCAGUUCACUUGAGGAUCUUAACACGGCCGGUGAUGCUUUGGCCGGAUUCGACGGUACACCAGGCGAUCUCGGAGAGGGCCUCGAUUUGGAGAUGGAAGAUUCAGCAUUCGGCGAUGCUUUCCACGGAGUCGAUACUCAGCAAGGAGGUACGCCAGCGGAAGGUAACAUGUAGUACAUGGGGCUUUCUCGAUACCCUUUCUAAAUUUUGCUAAAGGGUUGCUGAAUUAAUGCAAUGACGCGGCAUCCCGACUGCGUCCGAAUGAGCAAGGGAGUAGGUAACGGAUAGGGAGUAUUAACCACUCUCCAGAGGAAUCAAGGAAUGUGUUUGCAGGCGUUAGGGAGUCGAUUACACUGGCCUACGGUCAUGGCCAAAUCGUGGAAGGGACUCGACAUAAAUAGGUUCUCUAAUGUACGAUUACAUUCACAGGCUCGUUUUCCAAGCUGGAGAAUAAAGAGAUGAGCUGUACGUUGCAUUCUAUAUCGCAGAAUUUUAGCUCUAGCUCGCCAUCAACUUGGCACUGCUUUUAAAAAAUCACGAUCACAUUCUGAGGUAGAAAAUGCUAUGGCUUAUAAUUUGCUAAAUAGUUAUUUAGGUGUGUUCUUGGUGCAAUUGUUGCGAUUUU